Cylicostephanus goldi is the source of this 551-nucleotide messenger RNA. The record is from the annotation of a GenBank genome assembly. NCBI's taxonomy places the organism in Eukaryota, Metazoa, Nematoda, Chromadorea, Rhabditida, Strongylidae.
AUGAUCGUUGUCUCGCUUCUAGCUGCAAGAGUGCAGAAGUUGCCCCGCCUAUUGGCAGGGCGCGAAAAAGCCAUCCAAGUCAACAAGGGGCCAAACGCUAACUUCGGCCUGCAGGCACCCACUCCCGGCUUUGGCUUUGAGUGGAAACGCGCAAGAGAAACGGAAUUGGAAACACAAAGAAACGAGCCUGAACUUGAGAAACUGGAGCGUUUCGACCGAUUCACGGCAAGCCACUGUGAUCGAAUAAAAACAUUAUUAUUCUUGUGUGCGGUUGUAUCUUGGUUGAACCUUCACUACUUGCUCGAUGAUAAGUAUCGGAACAAAAUGCGCGCAUCAACCGUAAGUUUGGCGAAGCACUUUGGUGGACUGGGCAAGAUGUAUGGCGAACAUCGUUUUGCACUGGCACCAAACGAGCAGAAAGCUUUCAAAGGCUUCCUCGACCAAGCUUUCGUUAGAGUAAGUCUGUAUUCCCUCAGAUUUUGUGCAUUGUAUAAACCUAAUUCAAUUUCAUCUUAUCACUUUUCGCUUAUGCUGCCGACACAUAUCUGACG